Solanum dulcamara is the source of this 820-nucleotide messenger RNA. RefSeq lists its product as uncharacterized. Lineage: Eukaryota; Viridiplantae; Streptophyta; Magnoliopsida; Solanales; Solanaceae. The coding region runs from base 224 to 712 and encodes 162 amino acids. The transcript has a single exon. The record is from RefSeq and is a predicted model, not a curated record.
AAUUGGGGGUUAUAUUUGCCCUUUUUCCUAGACAAAAAAUAAUAAUCCAAGAUUAGCACUAAACAUUUACUAGUAUUUUCAAAAAGUUGGAGGAGCUAUAGCUUGGCAAAAAGGAUAACGGUCAUAAAAUUUGAAAAAAUAACUCUAUGUAUCAUUCUCUUUUUAAUAUAAACGGAUAGUAUCAUUUCUCUACAAGCCACCACAAAAAUCACCCUCUAAGCCUAUGAAAUUGACAAAAGCCAUGAAGAAGCUAAAGUUCUGGUCAAAAAAGAAGAAGAAAAAGAGAGCUCCUCUCCUUGAACAACCACGAUCACCGCCACCACCAUUCCUCCCUUAUUAUUAUCACUGCCCUUAUAAUUACCCAAUUCAGCCAUCAGCACCGCCCUUGCCACCUUGGUUCGAGUACGAGCAGCAGCAACCACAUGAUGACUCAAUUUUCACAACAGAGCAAGGUUCAGGUUCGAAUCAACCUCAUGGUAGUAAUAAUGCACAGCACAACGAUAAUGUUGGUGAAAUCAAUCAACCAAAAUCAACAACAUCCGAUAAAAAUUUGCCUCAACAGUAUAUGGUUCCGAAUCAAGUGUAUGGCGUACCUAUAAUAUCAGAAGCAAGAACAGAGAGAGCUGCUGGAGCUUUUGGAUGUGUGAUCAAUUUUGGAGCUCAUUUGUUUCGUUGCUUCUUUCCUUGCUUCCAUAUCCGAGAAUUGAAGUAAGCUUGUAUAAUGGACUCAGCAAAGCUAAGAUUUGGUUUGUCUUUGCAUUUGCCCCUUGUCAACUCUUUCAGUUAUAUAUUUAUAGUAAUAAAAACAGUUGUAUAAAUA